Messenger RNA from Suillus clintonianus, 1743 nucleotides. RefSeq lists its product as uncharacterized. Lineage: Eukaryota; Fungi; Basidiomycota; Agaricomycetes; Boletales; Suillaceae. The record is from RefSeq and is a predicted model, not a curated record. The transcript has 6 exons. Bases 73 to 1548 code for a protein of 491 amino acids.
GAAUUCAAGUCCUGGACGACGCUGUGCACGUUCUAUAGCCACUCAACCACAUCCUAUCUGUCUACCAAUCUAAUGUCCUCGGGCGAUGAAAUGAACGCAUGGAAGACUACGACGCGUCCAAAGCCCCGUAAGAAGCAGCGCACCGUGUCCCCACAGCCGUCUACGUCUAAGCAACCAAGUAAUAGCAGACUAAUAACAGAAUCAUCCCCUUCCUGCCCUUCCUCUUCAGACGAUAUCGAGCUCAUCGAUCCGCCACCUAAUCCACAUCCGAGUACGGCCCGUUCACAGAAAAAGAAGGGACAGGGCAAGGCAUCCGAAAGUCGCCCUAACGGUAAGGUCCCAGAUAGCCGGUCAAAGUCUAAGCAAGAAAGUCAGCCAAGGGGGAAAGCACCAGAGAGUCAAGCAAAGGCAAAAGACAGUCACGUCAAACCAAAACUCGUCAAGCCUCCUGCCAAGAAGCUUCCCUUUCCAGAUCCCAUCACCGAAGACCCCUCAAACCAUAGCGACCCAGAGCACGAGCAUGAGAAACCACCCCUGAGCCCACGUAUUCACAAGGAGCUUGAGCGGUGGCAGGCAAAGACAAAACAUUUGGAGCACCAGCGCGACAAACUCUCGCAGCAGCUCGAGGAACUCUUCCAGGUCCGCAAAACAGAUGCUGAACAGGCUCUUGAUGACCUUACGGCUCUAUAUGAUAGUCGUUCAAAAACACAAGAAUCCAUCAUAUCAGCCCUCCAGGCACAAUUAGCUUCCCAGUCGCCCUUCUUCCGUUCAUCUGAACUUCAUUCCAAUCCUCCGUCCAGGUCGACACACCCACCCCCCAAUUCAAGCACUUCAAGCAUUCCUCACUUCCUCACUCGCGCUACAGCUGAUGCCGAACAGCGCUCGAUGCAGGAUGAGCUAGCACGCAUGCGGGACGAACUCGUAGCUAAGGACGCAGUUGUCGAGGAGCGUGAAAGGCGAAUUGCCGAGCUUCAGCAGAGUGUGAAAGACAUCCGUGUUGAACUUGAUGCCGAGAUUGCGCGCUCAAAGGAGCUUCUCGAGCGAAAACCACACCCCCACACCAAGACCUUCUCCACAGACACCGACCCAAAACACACCGCAGCCAUCCGUUUCUAUGAGGAUUUUUCAAACCUCUUGGUCUUGAACAUCAAAUGGGAGCCGCGCGAGGGUGUGGAAGAUGACAUCUUGCAUACGUGUGUUUAUACACAUGUCGCGACCGUGAAAGAUGAAAACGAUGGGUGGGAGCAUGUCGAGAGGUCAAUAUCCUUCUCCCUCCGUGCCUACACCGAGUUGUCAGAGUCCGAAGACCCGGAAAUGGACCGGCGCGUCAAAUAUACCCCUCUCGAGCUUGACAAACUGAGCGAUGAUUUCAAGGAACGCCUUGGCUUCCUUGCAAGCGGGUUUACGUUCCCGCACAAACAGGCUGCGCUAUUUUUGGGGAGCAUGGCGCGCCAGAUGGAGACUGCCUUUGAGAGCGAGGUGGGCGAAGUAAGUGCGGUUGACGAACAUGAGGAGAGGAGAGAGGAAAUCCUUGUGGAUGAUCUUUAGUGUUGCGAGGAACGGGUAUGCAGCGCAAAAUAUGGUGAGCCUCGGGUUCACAGAUGCAUCGAUGUUUCUGAGUCGUUUGGUUUAUGUACACUUUAUAUUACCCCUACGGCGAUACCCGUCAUGUAUACUGACAUUGCCAUACAUCAGCGUGUACGCUGUCAUUACAUUGGUUUUUGUAGAUUCCUGAUGACGACC